Messenger RNA from Closterium sp. NIES-65, 1566 nucleotides. The record is from the annotation of a GenBank genome assembly. Lineage: Eukaryota; Viridiplantae; Streptophyta; Zygnematophyceae; Desmidiales; Closteriaceae.
AUGGCAUUGGAGUUGGCUGCACCGACUUUGCACGAGCACUUGGCGAAUCCUCGGCAAGCGGCUGGCCGUGAGCAAGAGUGGGGCGGCUGUGACAAGCUAUCACUCGGCCCGCAGGAGCUUGGGCUCCGCGGGUUAGCCUCCUGGGAGGAGGUGGCGGCGAAGGUGGUGGCCUCGGAUGGACACAGCUGGCUCAAGUACGGCCGGAAGAAAGUGCGCCAUUCGGGUGCCACCAGAUGCUACUACAAGUGCAGCAUGUCAAAGGCCAUUCCUCGCUGCCCCGCCAGGAAGACUGUCGACAUCAACUGCCCCGGCUCCAUUCACGUCACCUACCGAAGCCGCCUCCACAACCACCCCGUAGUUCCCAACCGUCGCUCACCCUACUACCACCCUGACGUUCCUGUCAGCGAUACGAACUGCCAUGUUGGCCGCCUCAACCUUCCGGAAUUACAUGGUGUGGAUGGCUCUGCGGCGCCUGAUACCGUUCGACCUGCUGCUUCUGGUGGAGAACUGAAGGCCGUUGUGCAUGCCUUGCGGCAUGAGAGCGUGGGAGUGAUCGCUUCUGGCAAUGGUGAUAAAGAGACGGUGGAGGAUGAGGAGGAGCAGACAGCAGCUCGUGUGAAAAACAUUCCAAAGAAUCCCGUCCUCAUUCUUCCUUGUGAAGGGCAAGAAAGGUCGUUGCACCAUUCCCUUGAGUCGCCUCAGAAGGACGACCAUCAUGCAUGCGGAGUGGGGGGGAAUGCAGAACGGUUCUUUGGGUUCCAAGUGCCGCCGCUUGAGGGGAAGGAUGGAUUGGUGCAUCACUCCUUUGGGGCGCCUCGAAAGGGGGACGGGAAUGAGAAGCUGGAGCACAGCCGUUCAGAAGCCAUGCUGCCAACACCACCGAGGCCUGUUGUGGUUGCUGCUGUGUCGGGCGGCUGUGCUGCUAUGACCGAUGGUUGUGCUUCUGUUACUGAUGGUUGUGCUCCUGUCACUGAUGGCUCUGCUCCUGUCGCUGAUGGCUUUGCUCCUGUCACUGAUGGCUCUGCUCCUGUCGCUGAUGGCUCUGCUCCUGUCACUGAUGGCUCUGCUCCUGUCGCUGAUGGCUCUGCUCCUGUCGCUGAUGGCUGUGCUACUAAGGCUGACGGCUGUGCUGGUGUGACUGAUGGCCGGUCUGCAUCGCAUGCUCCUGGGCUUCUCGCCCAUUGGGAUGCGCUGCAGAUGCUUUUUAAGGGAAAUAAGCCCGACAUGGCCUGUGUAUUGUGGGCGUGUGAGUGCAGCAGCGAAUCGGAGCAGUAUGCCACGGGCGCAGUUUGGACCGAGCCAGCUCACAGGGAGGAUGAGAUGCAUCAGGAGCCUCGUACCUCCACCAUUCUUAAGGCGCCCUGCAUUGCGGUGCUGCCGAUUAUCAUUGAGCUGCUAACCAUCAUUGCCAUGCCCUCGGCCACAUGGCUUUGUGACGAGGAAGGUUCCGCAACGCCGACAACACCCGUGUCACCUAUUCCCGUGACCAAGAUUGGUGAGCUGCCCACCAUCGUUAUGCCAUCAGACACGCCCUAUGGAGAGGUCACCCUUGAGCCGAUGUGUUAA